Messenger RNA from Cyprinus carpio (common carp), 2358 nucleotides. It is a transcript of the gene dub, whose product is annotated as duboraya. The coding region runs from base 265 to 1179 and encodes 304 amino acids. The transcript is spliced from 7 exons. The record is from RefSeq and is a predicted model, not a curated record. Lineage: Eukaryota; Metazoa; Chordata; Actinopteri; Cypriniformes; Cyprinidae.
UCUGUAAUCUGGGAAAAUACGCACGAAACUACAGGUCAUUUCGCUGCAGUAUGGCAACAGCUUUUUAGCAGAGUAUGGCACAAUCUUUUGACCAUGGAAAUGUUGUAAGAGUCAGACCUAAAUAUAACUAACGACCACCCUCUUGACUUAUGAGAGCGCGCGCGCACACUGCGCUCGUGUGAGGAGAGAGAGCGCGCGUUCCUUCAGCAAGUGUCACACCAAAACAGCUACAAGAAGUUGAGAACACGCCAACAGCCGUGGAAGAUGGAGGAGAAUUCUGUUGUAAAAAAGCGCUCGGUGGCUGAACUAGCUGGAAAAUUCAGUAGUCCAAUAUCCCACAUGACAGACGCUGAAGUGAACAAGCCUGUGAGGAGGAGACCCCCACGCUCACUACAGCUGCCUGUUGGUAAUGAUGCAGGUCAAGGCCAUGAUGAGGUUCAGAAAGGAGCUGAAACAGUAUCAACCAGGAAGAACAGAAACUCUGCCCUCAUUGAGAAACUGCAGGCCAGCCUUACACUUUCUCCCACGGGACCUCCGUCCUUCUCAAAGGGCCCAGGGGUGCUGAAGUUACCGGUGCCGUCCUUCUCCCCCGGCUCUCCCAGCAGCCCCUCUAGUCCUCCUGCAACUGUCACGCCCAAAAAAGAGGAAACUCCUGCCAGCUUUGAGAGUCCCACUGAGGGAACUGUUCUCAAAAGCAUCAACAAGGGUAGAGCUCGACUUUCCAUCAAACGGCGCCCACCGUCUCGCCGACACAGGAAGUCCAGUGCAGAUGAAGGCGGAGAAGAUGUGGAUAAAACAGCCUCAGCCACCCUCGAUCAAACUACUCCAAAUGGGCAUGAAGGAGACGUGUUUGAACAACACAAGACAGCACCAGAUGCAGAAUCUCUCUCCUCUAAAGAACAGAUUGAGCAAAAAACUGAACCUACAGAUUCAGAGAAGCCAGAACCGGAGGAAAAAGUGGAGAUUGUCACUUCAGAAAAGAAAGAGGGAGAAGAGAUAGAAGAGAAAGAAGAGAAAACAGAACCAGAGCUAAAGGAAGAGAAAAGUGAAGAUGAACCACAGCUGGCUAACAGUACAGAAGAAACACAUGAAGAGCUAGACACGCAACCACAAACAGAGCCUGACACAACAGAUGAGAAAGAAGAGGAACAGAAAGAAGAUGAAAAAGUAAACCAUUAGAGCCAAGAGUGUAAAGUCUCUAAAUAGAAAAGAAAGGUCAAAGCUGCCUCAGACUGAAGAACUCCCUUAAACUCACUGCUUAACCAGAGCAAAGCCAUCAGGAGAAGAUGAAAUAAUGUGAAUUGGUUUUAGACUUCUUGUCCGUGUCAAAGAUUUGAAUGUGCAAGUGAAACCUGCAGGUGCAGAGAACUACAGUAUUUUCCCUCCUGUACAGUUGUAUUAAUGUUCUGAGCCACAUUCGUUUGAUUUGAGAUCAUAUGGGAUUUGUUUUGGUUUUUACUUUUGUAUAUAAAUAUUAGUCUCCACUAAAGGACAUAUUUUUUAUCGUUUUUGUUGUUGAUAGUUGUAUUCCUAUCAAAAAUUUGAAUAGUUGAUCUUUGAGACUUGCAGAAAAUAAAAAAUGGGAACAUGAAAAAAAAAAUCACAUUUCCACAUUUCAUUGGAAAAUAUUGGUUUUCUCAGUGCAGUGUUGGAUGAAAAAUAUUGAAGUAUCUAAGUAUCAGUAUAUGUAAGGAUCAUUAAGAUGGAAAGUUCUGGUUCUAGAGAAGACUUACCUUGAGGUCAUGACCUUAGGCUGGUCCUAUUCUGCAAAAGAUCUGGCCUUUAAACAAAAUACUUACUAGUUAUCUGUUUUUUAUUUACAUGUUCAGAGCAGAAGUACCAGAAAUAUCUAAUUUCUCUUAUAAAAUCUCUUAAUCAGGGCACUGACAGAUUUUCAGCAUUAGACCUGUUCUCAUCUCUGGGAUCUGUGCUGACCUCAUGGAAGCUCUAGUGAGGGACAGAUUAUCAUUUAAAUAGAGCUCUCUUGCUCUCCCAUUAAGGAUGUGUUAUGUGUUUUAUAGUGGCCCUGACUACAGCCUAGAAUACUUAACUAUGGCAUAGACCCAGAUAUCAUGCUGCUUUUAUAAGUCCUGAAAGCAUUCAGUAUUGUUCAGUAAUGGCAAUGAGAUUAAUUAAAGAUUAGAUUCAGAUAUUUAAGGUCAGGGGAGGAAGGAUUAUGGUGGAUCAAAUAAUGCUUCCUAAUCUGGCUAUUACUGAAAUACAACCAGACCUUUUGGUUUGUUCUGAUUGCUUAUAUUGUCAUGUCAAAGUCUGAUGUAAAUAAAUAAAUAAAUGAAAAUGAUGAGUAUAACAAUCAUUGCUAUGAGAAUGUGUCAAUAAAGUGACAAUAUUAUGUGA